Equus quagga is the source of this 2263-nucleotide messenger RNA. It is a transcript of the gene GCK, whose product is annotated as glucokinase. The transcript has 10 exons. The record is from RefSeq and is a predicted model, not a curated record. Gene Ontology annotation, molecular function: mannokinase activity; fructokinase activity; ATP binding. Gene Ontology annotation, cellular component: mitochondrion; cytosol. NCBI's taxonomy places the organism in Eukaryota, Metazoa, Chordata, Mammalia, Perissodactyla, Equidae. Bases 72 to 1469 code for a protein of 465 amino acids. Gene Ontology annotation, biological process: glucose 6-phosphate metabolic process; glycolytic process; intracellular glucose homeostasis.
AUAGUUCUGCUUCGGAGACCUGUCGGGGACGGCUGAGGGGGCCCAGCUCCCGUGGGCUGGCUGCUGUCCAAAUGCUGGAUGACAGAGCCAGGAUGGAGAACGCCAAGAAGGAAAAGGCGGAGCAGAUCCUGGCAGAGUUCCAGCUGCAGGAGGAGGAUUUGAAGAAGGUGAUGAGGCGGAUGCAGGAGGAGAUGGACCGAGGCCUGAGGCUAGAGACCCACGAGGAAGCCACUGUGAAGAUGCUGCCCACCUACGUGCGCUCCACCCCGGAAGGCUCAGAAGUCGGGGACUUCCUCUCCCUGGACCUGGGCGGCACCAACUUCAGGGUGAUGCUGGUGAAGGUGGGGGAGGGCGAGGCGGGGCAGUGGAGUGUGAAAACUAAGCACCAGAUGUACUCCAUCCCCGAGGACGCCAUGACGGGCACCGCCGAGAUGCUCUUUGACUACAUCUCCGAGUGCAUCUCUGACUUCCUGGACAAGCAUCAGAUGAAGCACAAGAAGCUGCCCUUGGGCUUCACCUUCUCCUUUCCCGUGAGGCAUGAAGACAUAGACAAGGGCAUCCUUCUCAACUGGACCAAGGGCUUCAAGGCCUCUGGAGCAGAAGGGAACAACAUUGUGGGGCUCCUGCGAGACGCCAUCAAACGGAGAGGGGACUUUGAGAUGGACGUGGUGGCGAUGGUGAAUGAUACUGUGGCCACAAUGAUCUCCUGCUACUAUGAAGACCGCCGGUGUGAGGUUGGCAUGAUUGUGGGCACCGGCUGCAACGCCUGCUACAUGGAGGAGAUGCAGAACGUGGAGCUGGUGGAUGGGGACGAGGGCCGCAUGUGCGUCAACACCGAGUGGGGCGCCUUCGGGGACGCGGGCGAGCUGGACGAGUUCCUGCUGGAGUACGACCGCGUGGUGGACGAGAACUCCCUGAACCCUGGCCAGCAGCUAUAUGAGAAGCUCAUCGGCGGCAAGUACAUGGGGGAGCUGGUGCGGCUCGUGCUGCUCAAGCUUGUGGACGAGAACCUGCUCUUCCACGGGGAGGCCUCCGAGCAGCUGCGCACGCGCGGCGCCUUCGAGACGCGCUUGGUGUCGCAAGUCGAGAGCGACUCGGGCGACCGCAAGCAGAUCUACAACAUCCUGAGCACGCUGGGGCUGAGGCCCUCGGGCACGGACUGCGACAUCGUGCGCCGCGCCUGCGAGAGCGUGUCCACGCGCGCCGCGCACAUGUGCUCCGCGGGGCUGGCGGCCGUCAUCAACCGCAUGCGCGAGAGCCGCAGGGAGGACGUGAUGCGCAUCACCGUGGGUGUAGACGGCUCGGUGUACAAGCUGCACCCAAGCUUCAAGCAGCGGUUCCACGCCAGCGUGCGCAGGCUGACGCCCAACUGCGAGAUCACCUUCAUCGAGUCGGAGGAGGGCAGCGGCCGGGGCGCGGCCCUGAUCUCCGCGGUGGCCUGUAAGAAGGCCUGCAUGCUGGGCCAGUGAGAACCGAGGCGGCGUGGCAAGGAGGAGGCUGGUGCCGGCGCUGGACCUGAGCUCCAGGGAACGUGGUCCCCACAGAUGCUCCCGGCCUGGGGGGUCAAGAGGCCUCUCCUUGUAAGGACCAUGGAUGCCUCCUAUCCCCCCUGCCACCCCAGAAGAUGGGGAAAGGUCCGCAGGGGGAAUGUGGGACCCGGGCAGCCCUCUUCUCUCAGAGUCAGUUGGUGGGACAGCCCUGUUGCCCUGACUGGGUUGGGGGCUGGAUGAGCACGAAUGGAGACCCCCAAUGUCCCUUGCCUUUCUUUCUGUAAUGGAGGACCCAGAAAGGAGUCACUCACUCAGGACUUUGUUGCGUUUCUGCACUGCCUGCCUCUCGGAGCUUUCAGCCCAGCUCUGGGAAGCGGGUGCCCUCUGCUGCGGCCUGUCUUCCCUGGGAACUCAGCCUAAUUGGGGAGGCAGCCCCCCCCACCCCACCCCCAGUCCCCCUGGGGCCAGCCAGACCUAGACGUAGGCCUGGGCUACCAGCGGGUAGGGUGGGAGGGGAGGCUGCAGGUACACUCAAAGCCUGGAGAUGGCAGCCUUUUCCCUCCCAUAGUGCCAUCCCUGAGUGAUUUGGGGUUCUGGGAUGGACCCUCACAGGAGAUGCAAAGCCCCUACCCAGGGGCCCUGGAAGAGGUGGAGCCCAGGCCCCAGCACAGGCAGGCCUGGGGGCACCUGGGAGGGCCCAGACAGGCUUCUCGUCUCACCAGACCUCCAUGUGCCGCACCAACCUCUCCAUGCCCAACCUGGGACAGUGUGGG